AUGUCGAGCUCACCAGAGCCCAGUCCCGUCAACGGCCAUUCGUCGCCGCAGGCGGGAAGGAAUGCGAGAAUUAUUCUAGACGAUCGCGUUAGCGAGAGCGACCUGUCGGAUGUGAACGAUAAUACAGCCCUUCGAGAAUCAUCCUCCCCAUCCUCCCCUAAUAAUCAAUCACCUCAAAAUGCCGAACAAGACCUAGACUCCCGAGGCGGUGCCGAGUCAACCGAUAAUGACGAAGACAAUAAUGCCUCAGAUGAUGCCGACUUUGACAUGGAGGACAGCCCUGCUCCUUCUCAAAGCGACGCUCCCCAUGACGAAACAUCAACUUCGAAUAGCUCUCGCCGUGCCCCGAAGAGAAAGGCUGGGGGUGGUGAGGAUGAGUAUAUACGGGAGAAUCCAGAGCUAUAUGGCUUGAGACGAAGUUCUCGCCCUACGAAGCAGCCCAAGGUUGUUGAAUCUGAUGACGAGGAUGACUCCGCCUCUGAUGUUGUUCCUACAAAUCGUCGAACGAAGAAGCUCCGUGUGGUGGAGCAGAUUUCACGGCAAUCUUCAAAACGGGGCACGCCUGCGAGACAAACACCUGCUGAUGAUUCCGACUCUGAUACUUACGGUGGAGCCCGUGCUCGAACAUUCAUGAAGAAAGCUCGUCGCCAACAAGCCCAACCACAGUCCUUAUUGUAUGCUGAGAAGCGAUGGUCCAAUAGAAGAGCUGUCCAACAAGUUCAGACAUACCACGAAAGUGAUAUUGACGACGAAGAUGAAUCCGAGCUGACGCCUAAUUACUGGGCUGGUGAGGAUCUGACCGAAGAUACCAUGUACAUUGAAAAGGUUGUUGGUCAUCGCAUGACGGAUGGUGGUGAAUUAACCCCGGACGCGACUCGGGAAGACUUCGAGUACAAUAUCAAAUGGCAAGGUAAAUCUUACCUCCACAAUACGUGGGAUACUUUAGAGAUUCUCCGCGGGUACCGUGGUUUCCGGAAACUUGAAAAUUAUUUCAAGAGGACCAUUGAGUACGAGAUAGAGCUCAAGUUUGCCGGUGAAGAUCUUCCACCCGAGACCCGAGAACAAUAUAUGCUCGACAAGGAACGCGAACAAGACGCCUUAGAAGACUAUACAAAAGUUGAGCGUGUUGUUACCCAGCGGAGCGGUGAUGAAGGACGGGAAUAUUUCGUCAAAUGGAAGGGUCUCACAUAUGAGCAUUGCACAUGGGAGCAAGCAUCGACGAUUGCUGAAUUGGCCCAAGACAAGAUUGACCAAUUCCUCGACCGCCAAUCACGAUCGUGGACGUCUGAUCGAACCGAGUCGAAUCCCUCAACACGAAGCAAGUUUUUGAAACUUGAAAAACAGCCCAGCUACAUACAAGGUGGCGAACUAAGAGGCUUUCAGCUUACGGGACUGAACUUCUUGUGUCUCAAUUGGUGUCGUGCAAACAAUGUUAUUCUUGCUGAUGAGAUGGGCCUUGGCAAGACUGUCCAAACCGUCUCAUUUCUGAGUUGGCUCCGAAACGAGCGCAAGCAAGAAGGCCCCUUUUUGGUUGUUGCACCUCUAAGUGUCAUACCUGCUUGGUGUGAUACCUUCAACUUAUGGUCCCCAGACCUUAAUUACGUUGUUUAUCUGGGCAAUGCAGAGGCGCGAAAUACGAUACGGGAUCACGAACUCAUGUUCAACGGCAACCCGAAGAAGCAUAAAUUCAAUGUCCUUGUCACCUCUUACGAAUACAUACUGAUGGAUGCCGACUUUCUAAGAAGUAUAAAGUGGCAAGCUCUGGCCGUGGACGAGGCUCACCGCCUAAAGAAUAAGGAAUCUAAGCUGUAUUCGGAACUUAUGAGUUUCGGUGCCCCUGCUAAGGUUCUCAUCACUGGUACUCCGAUUCAGAAUAACUUGGCCGAACUGUCGUCGCUUCUUGACUUCUUGAACCCCGGUAAAGUCCACAUAGAUGAGGAUCUGGAUACUCUUGCUGCCGCAGAUGCUCAGACAAAACUUCGAGACUUACAUGCUGCCAUUGCACCCUUCAUCCUGCGGAGAACCAAAGAGACGGUAGAGUCAGACCUUCCACCCAAGACCGAGAAGAUUAUCCGGGUAGAACUUUCAGAUGUUCAACUCGAGUAUUAUAAAAACAUCCUUACCAGGAAUUACGCAGCCCUUAACGAGGGAAAUAACGGCCAGAAGUCAUCCUUGUUGAAUAUUGUCAUGGAACUGAAGAAAGUCAGCAAUCAUCCGUACAUGUUUCCUGGUGCUGAAGAAAAGGUUCUUAACGGCAGUGAACGCCGGGAAGACCAAAUCAAAGGCCUGAUUGCUAGUAGUGGGAAGAUGAUGUUGCUGGACCAGCUUCUUAACAAGCUGAAGAAGGAUAAUCACCGUGUCCUGAUUUUCAGUCAGAUGGUGAAAGUACUCGAUAUCCUUGGAGACUAUCUUCGACUACGUGGGUAUCAGUUCCAGCGAUUAGAUGGUACUAUUGGUGCUGGCCCAAGACGCUUAGCAAUCAACCACUUCAAUGCAGAGGAUAGCGCAGACUUUUGCUUCCUACUCUCGACACGAGCAGGUGGCUUGGGUAUUAACCUGAUGACUGCCGAUACGGUUAUUAUCUUCGAUUCAGACUGGAAUCCUCAGGCUGAUCUUCAAGCUAUGGCAAGAGCCCAUCGUAUUGGACAGAAGAAGCCUGUCACUGUUUACCGGCUUGUUUCCAAGGAGACCAUCGAAGAGGAGGUCCUUGAGCGUGCUCGGAACAAGCUCUUACUUGAAUACCUUGCGAUACAGGCUGGCGUUACCGACGACGGCAAGGCAUUCAGAGAAGAAUUCAAGCAAAAAGGCCUUAGGAUCGAUGAAGCCAAGUCGGCAGAUGAUAUCCAAUGGGUAUUGAAGAUGCGAUCCCAGAAGAUGUUCGAACAAUCUGGCAACCAAGAGAGGCUAGAACAGCUCGAUAUCGAUUCCAUACUAGAGAAUGCUGAAGUUACCAAGACCAAGGUAGACGACAAGAUGAACCUUAGUACUGGUGGUAUUGACUGGGACAACUUUAUGCAAUACACUGAUGUCAAAGUUGAUGACCUUAACCUCGAUUGGGAUCAAAUCAUCCCGGCAGAUCAGCUGGCAGCAAUCAGAGCGGAAGAGGAGAAGAAAAAGGAAGAGGAAUAUCUUGUAAAGGAAUUGGAGGCCAGUGCUCCACGACGCGCUGCACUUAAAAGUUCGAGGCCUAACGGCGACUCCGAAAGAGCCGAACGGAUUGCGAAAAAACGGGAACGGGAGCAACUGAAGCAAGAACGCCUAGAGGAGCAGCGCGCUAUGCUCUCCGAUCCCCGACGUCCGCUUAACGAGAAAGAGACGCGUAAUCUCAUUCGUGCAUUUAUGCGGUACGGUUAUAUUGAAGACCGUCCGGACGAACUGCUCCGUGAUGCUCGCUUGAGCGAUCGAGACCGCGAUUUCAUAGGCGGAUUGCUUCGGGAGCUUGUCGACAUGUCUCGUGAUGCCGUGGAAAGAAAUAACGAGGAGAUCCGAGCUCAAGAACAACAGUCGAAGAAAAAGCUAACGAAGAAGGACAUCAAGGCCGUUAUGUUUGACUUUGGUGAAGUGAAAAAAAUCAAUGCGGAAACCAUACUUGACCGCCCCCCACAGCUACGACUCUUACGACGUGUUCUCAAUGAUCUCUCUGAUUUCCGACAGUUCCGGCUCCAAGAUGCCACCAAGGCAGCACACUAUAGCUGCGAAUGGGGUUCCAGGGAGGAUGGGAUGCUCCUUGUUGGUAUUGACCGGUAUGGCUUUGGUGCCUGGACUCAGAUUCGCGACGAUAAAGAACUUGGGAUGCAAGACAAGUUUUUCUUGGAAGAACAUCGCAUCGAGAAGAAGCAAGAGCGGGAGAAUGCUGACGCCAAAGGUGCCAAGGCGCCCGGAGCUGUCCAUCUGGUUCGUCGUGCAGAGUACCUAUUGUCGGUACUUACCUCUAUUCAUUCGGACGAUGUGAAUGCUCAAAAGAUUGUUGAGAAUCACCAUCGUAAUAAUAAGAAGGCUGGCCAGGCUUUAGUUAACGGGCAUCGUCGUCCGGAGAAGGGCGGCUCCGUCUCUGCAUCCCCUGCUCCUCAGGGUUCGAAGAAGUCUUCGCAUCGGGAUAGGGACCACGACCGUUCUCACUCCCGGGGAGACCAUCAUCGUUCCCGUAGCAGCAUUGGAGAUGGCGGCACACCAAGACCAGACACAAAGCGGAAGCACAGCGGCGAAGCAGACGAUCGCCGGCAUAAACACCGUAGAGUUGAAGAGCUACGAAGAUCCGACAUUAACCAACAGCAGGCCGAGGACGAAGAUGACGAGAGAAAUGCACCCGUCAUCGAAGCCCUCAUGCAACCGAUAUGGACGCACGUCGAGAAAGUCGAGUCAUGUACGAAAGCGAAUAUUCCCGUGGCUAAGGCUAGAGCCAAGGUCCUGAAAUCCGAGAUCACUGCUAUUGGCAACUUCAUCGAGGGUCUUCAUAAGACUUCAGGGUUAUCUUUAGACCAGCUAGAGGAGCUGAAACCAAAGCUGUGGAGAUUUAUUUCUAAGAGAAUACCGGCUUCCGAGAAACAGUCGUCUGGGAAGCCAGACAAAGAGAAGGAUAGAUCUGGGUCGAGCGGGAUGACCGGACCCCGGUUAGCAGCGUUAUACCAGCAACUUAAAGAGGCGGAAAAAAACGGCGACGCCACCCAGAAAUCAAAGAGUUCCGGCACAGCUAUCGCCAACGGGGGUUCUCGUGGCGAACCGUCUAAGGUAGCUAGUUAG
Messenger RNA from Daldinia vernicosa, 4740 nucleotides. RefSeq names its product P-loop containing nucleoside triphosphate hydrolase protein. Gene Ontology annotation, cellular component: chromatin; nucleus. Lineage: Eukaryota; Fungi; Ascomycota; Sordariomycetes; Xylariales; Hypoxylaceae. Gene Ontology annotation, biological process: nucleosome organization; regulation of transcription by RNA polymerase II. The transcript has 5 exons. The coding region runs from base 1 to 4740 and encodes 1579 amino acids. Gene Ontology annotation, molecular function: ATP-dependent chromatin remodeler activity; ATP binding; histone binding. The record is from RefSeq and is a predicted model, not a curated record.